AUGACUAUCAGCAAUUUGAUACGAUCGCGCUGCACACUAGCUACCGCAAAAUCGUUUCUGGAGAACGUGAAAUCGUACUCCAGCCAUGCAACGUUUGCGGAACACAAACAGCUGGAAAGGAUCCGAAACAUCGGCAUCUCGGCACACAUCGACAGUGGCAAAACGACCCUUACCGAGCGCAUUCUGUUCUACACCGGUCGGAUCAAGGAAAUGCACGAGGUGAAGGGAAAGGACAAUGUGGGCGCAACGAUGGACUCGAUGGAGCUGGAACGGCAGCGCGGUAUUACGAUUCAAUCGGCCGCUACGUACACGCUCUGGAAGGAACAUAACAUUAACAUCAUCGAUACACCCGGGCAUGUCGAUUUUACGGUGGAAGUUGAGCGUGCAUUGCGUGUGCUGGAUGGUGCCGUACUGGUGCUGUGCAGUGUUGGCGGUGUACAGAGCCAAACGUUGACGGUGAAUCGACAGAUGAAGCGAUAUAAUGUGCCGUGUUUGGCGUUCAUUAACAAGCUUGACCGAUCGGGCGCCAAUCCGUACCGUGUGCUGGGACAGAUGCGUUCGAAAUUGAACCACAAUGCAGCGUUUGUGCAGCUACCGAUUGGGGUGGAAAACAAUUGCAAAGGUGUGAUUGAUCUGGUGAAGCAGCGUGCACUUUACUUCGAGGAACCGUUUGGAUUGAAAAUUCGGGAGGAUGAAAUUCCGGCCGAUAUGCGAACGGAGUGUGUCGAACGGCGGCAGGAACUGAUUGAGCAUCUGUCAAAUGUGGAUGAAAAGAUUGGCGAACUGUUUUUGGAGGAGCGUGAGGCAACGGUCGAAGACAUAAUGGGAGCGAUACGACGAUCUACGCUAAAGCGUGCCUUUACACCGGUGCUGGUUGGUACGGCGCUCAAGAACAAAGGUGUCCAACCGCUGCUGGAUGCGGUGCUGGACUAUCUGCCCCAUCCGGGUGAGGUCGAGAAUGUGGCUCUGAUCGAGAAGAAGGACGAAGAGCCGCAGAAGGUGCUACUGAACCCGGCCCGCGAUGGAAAGGAUCCGUUCGUUGGGUUAGCCUUCAAGCUGGAAGCGGGUCGUUUCGGUCAGCUGACGUACCUUCGCUGCUAUCAGGGCGUACUGCGCAAGGGAGAUAACAUCUUCAACACUCGAUCAGGCAAAAAGAUUCGCCUGGCUCGUCUGGUCCGACUGCACUCCAACCAGAUGGAGGACGUUAACGAGGUGUACGCCGGUGACAUUUUCGCCCUGUUUGGGGUCGACUGUGCAUCCGGCGAUACGUUCGUAACGAACCCAAAGCUGGAACUGUCGAUGGAAUCGAUCUUUGUGCCCGAUCCGGUCGUAUCGAUGGCCAUCAAACCGAACAACUCGAAGGAUCGGGACAAUUUUGCAAAAGCCAUCGCCCGCUUCACCAAAGAGGAUCCAACCUUCCACUUCGAGUACGAUCCGGACGUGAAGGAAACGCUCGUGUCCGGUAUGGGCGAGCUGCAUCUCGAAAUUUACGCCCAGCGCAUGGAGCGGGAGUACAACUGUCCGGUAACGCUCGGCAAACCGAAGGUAGCGUUCCGUGAAACGCUUAUCGGACCGUGCGAGUUUGACUAUCUGCACAAGAAGCAAUCGGGUGGUCAGGGACAGUACGCGCGGGUGUCGGGCAUUUUGGAACCGUUGCCACCGCAUCAAAACACCGUGAUUGAGUUUGUGGACGAAACGAUGGGUACGAACGUGCCGAAACAGUUUAUCCCAGGAAUAGAGAAGGGAUUUAAACAGAUGGCGGAAAAGGGUCUUCUAUCCGGUCACAAGCUGUCGGGCAUUAAGUUCCGCCUGCAGGACGGUGCUCAUCAUAUUGUUGAUUCCAGCGAGCUGGCGUUCAUGCUGGCUGCCCAGGGUGCGAUUAAGAGUGUGUUCGAAAAUGGUAGCUGGCAAAUACUGGAACCGAUCAUGAUGGUGGAAGUGACGGCACCGGAAGAGUUCCAGGGUACGGUGAUUGGACAGCUAAACAAGCGCCACGGUAUCAUUACGGGUACGGAAGGUGCCGAGGGAUGGUUUACGGUGUACGCCGAGGUGCCGUUGAACGAUAUGUUUGGAUACGCGGGUGAGCUACGGUCCAGCACGCAGGGUAAGGGUGAGUUUAGUAUGGAGUACAGCCGAUACUCGCCGUGUAUGCCGGAGGCACAGGAAAAGCUAGUUCACGAGUACCAAGUGGCGCAGGGUUUGGUGGUGGACAAGAAGCAGAAGAAAAAGAACUAG
Molecule: messenger RNA, 2235 nt
Organism: Anopheles maculipalpis
Lineage: Eukaryota; Metazoa; Arthropoda; Insecta; Diptera; Culicidae
Gene: mEFG1
Product: elongation factor G, mitochondrial
Exons: 2
Coding region: 1-2235 (744 amino acids)
Biological process (GO): mitochondrial translational elongation
Cellular component (GO): mitochondrion
Molecular function (GO): translation elongation factor activity; GTPase activity; GTP binding
Source: RefSeq, a predicted model, not a curated record